UAUUUUUAUAUUAAGGGAGUUGAAGUUUGCCGUGAGGUAUUCUGUUUCGCAUACAACAUCGGAAAGGAGAAACUAAAAAGAAUUGGUCGCUCUCUUGACAAUGAUGGAUUGAUUGCUAGGACUCAUGGUAAUACCAAAAGACUACCUCAUAAUGCAAUCACAUUUGAGGAGAGAACACAUAAGAAAAUUCCUCAUCUGCUAUGCAUCUGACAAUGCAAUGCCCGUUCCCGGAAGACUUCCAAACCACCGCAAUAGUAAAGUGUUGUUGUUGCCAUCUGAUAAAUCACAAGCAGACAUUCAUGUUGAAUAUGAAAAAAAUAGAGGGUGCUAGAAGCUAUGGCAUGAGUUGUGCCCACAUAUAGUCUUAGCUAAACCAAAAACAGACUUGUGUUUUAGAUGCCAAACCUUUUCUUUUAAUAUGUCACAAAGUGGUGCCCUUUCUGAAGAUGAUAAAAUGACACUUUUUGAUGAAUAUGAAAGUCAUGUUGAAAGUGCUAGACAUCAGAGGGAGCAAUAUAGAAUGCAGUGUGAUUACUCUAAAGUUACAUGUAGUGAAAACAUGAAGUUGAAGGUGUGCUUUGGUUAAUAAAUUUCUAUGCGCUAUAGUUUUAGCUGUCUUAUGUCAUGCUUCAAUAUUUUCUAGUCUAAAAAUUAAAAUAUAUGUUAAAUUCUAUUUAUAUUUUAGGUUCAGAGUCAUGUUCCUUAGAUGCAACCGUCCACUACAGCUGGGACUUUGCACAGCAGGUUCAUAUUCCACACCAUAGCCAACAGGUUGGACCCCUGUAUUUCAAAACUGCCGGAGGAGAUGUGAGGUAUUUGGAGUUUGCUGUGAAGGAUCUGAGAAACAGGUGUUUUGCCUGGGUGAGGCACAUGCUCAGUUCCACUUUGACAAUUGCCAAGGACAACAAAAAUAAUGCCGUUCUUGGUUAUGCUGUGUGGAGAACAUUGACAGGAGGGCAUAAGACAAUCCAAUACUCACUGAUGCUAGCCGGCCACACCAAAUUUUCAUGCGACUGGCAUUUUGGAGUUUGGAAAAACAGAAUGAGAUACAUGGAUGCAGAGACAGUUGAGGAGGUGGCUUCCACAGAAGCCAUGUCAUCCCGUAAUGGCCACAACAUUCCACAUAUUGUUGAUGGCAACAGCAAACAAGUGUCGUUCUAUGACUGGAGCACCUUCUUCAAAGGCAUUUUCAAACCAUUGAAAACAUUUCGAAAUACCAUUCAUUUGAGGUGUCUUCUAACGAGCCUGGGGUUUUAA
Molecule: messenger RNA, 1257 nt
Organism: Mya arenaria
Lineage: Eukaryota; Metazoa; Mollusca; Bivalvia; Myida; Myidae
Exons: 5
Coding region: 661-1257 (198 amino acids)
Source: RefSeq, a predicted model, not a curated record